Molecule: messenger RNA, 1701 nt
Organism: Ruditapes philippinarum (Manila clam)
Lineage: Eukaryota; Metazoa; Mollusca; Bivalvia; Venerida; Veneridae
Product: male-specific lethal 3 homolog
Biological process (GO): chromatin organization; regulation of DNA-templated transcription
Cellular component (GO): MSL complex; nucleus; NuA4 histone acetyltransferase complex
Source: RefSeq, a predicted model, not a curated record
AAAUUUUUAUUAAUCGUACACGCAGUCUAACUUUGUUUUGGUGGGCAAAUUUUGUGAAAAUGAAAAAGACAGAAAAAGAAACGAUCAGUUCAGUAUGUCGACGAGAGGGAUAAAAUUCAACUUUCUUCCAGGAGAGAGCGUACUUUGCUUUGAACCAGAUCCCACAAAAGCUCGUGUUAUAUAUGAAGCCAAGAUCCUUGAUACAACAGUGUAUAAAGACUUAGAUGGAAAAAAGAAACCUGGCUAUCAUAUACAUUUUCUACGUUGGAAUAAUAGUUGGGAUCGUAUUGUUGGAGAACAGUUGGUGUUGAAAAGUUCGGAAGAAAACAAAACACUCAUGAAACAACUUUCUGAAGUAGCCCGGAAAUUCAGCAAGAACAAGAAGCGAAGGAAGCGUAUCCAUGAGAUCCUUACAGAGGCAUUUAAUGGAAGUCCACCAUUUGAAGAUGUUGAAAAUGAAGAAGAAAACACUACAGAUACUAAUGAUACUGAAGAUGAGAGCACAGCGGAAACGGACAGUAUAGGUAGUGAAAGUAAAGGUGAAGAUCUGAGAAAAUCCCAGAGGCUUCAUCCACAAGUAGAUAUAGAAAUACCAGACAGUUUGAAAGCAGUAUUAGAUAAAGACUAUUUUGCAAUUAACCAGGACAAAAAGGUUGUGAAGUUACCAGCAGAUAUUAAUGUGGUCACAGUAUUGGAGAGCUUUGUGAAGACUUUCAUGAUGGAUUUCUGGAGUACAAAUUAUGAUCGUUCCUAUCUUUGUCAUAAUCCACCAAAAAUAGCUAUUGAUAGAAUAUUACCAAUGUGUAAAGAAUUUGUGGAUGGGUUAAGGAUCUGUUUUGAUUUUGUCCUACCUGUAACAUUGUUGUACGAGGGAGAAAAAGACCAACAUCUCAAGAUCAUGAACACCUUCAAGAGUAAAUCACCUGCCAAACAAAAAAUUCCCGGUGAAGAUUCGCCACUUUUAAGGUCACCAAGAUCGCGGACAUCUGAUCAGCAUAAUGUUGACGAACCAUGGCCAAAGUUACCUAAAUUGUCUCCCAAUGUUGUUGAUGAGGAUGAUGAAAUAACAUUUGACAUUCAAACAACGCCGAGAAGAGUUACUAGAAGUAGAGUACCAGACUUACCGAAGAAAUCGGAAAAUGAACGCAUUAAUGUUAAAACAGAACAGAAAGAACAUCAAAAUGGAGGAAAAUCUUGUAGCAAAAAUGAUGCAAAGCUGAUUAGGAAAAGGCGUUCAUCAGAUCGCCAGGAUGAGGGUUUGCGUCGCAGGGCGUUACGUAGUUACAGAAAGUCUAGUGAAGAUUCGAGUGAUAGCGAACAGUCGAAACCAGAAACAAUUAUGUCAGAGCCUGCGAAACCUGUUGUUAAAAUUGAAAAGAAUGAGAGACCACCACCUUUGUUGAUCCCUUGUAACAUUUCUGGUGCACGACAAAAUGGUGCCGACAAGAAUCCAGAGAAAGGUGCCCCAGAUUCCACUGAUAGUCUUGGUGAUAAUGGUAGGGAAGAAAUCUUGGCAAACAUCUUACAUUGGCAGUUAGCACCACCUGAAGCCCUCAGUAAACUACCAACACCACCAUGUAUGAUCUAUGGUUCACAACAUCUUCUACGAUUGUUUGUAAAGUUGCCCCAGUUAUUAAGUGAGAUGGAUCUGGAUGAGGACAGACUAGGUGUAGUAAAGAAACUUGUCCAACAAUUCCUGCA